Molecule: messenger RNA, 1777 nt
Organism: Olea europaea var. sylvestris
Lineage: Eukaryota; Viridiplantae; Streptophyta; Magnoliopsida; Lamiales; Oleaceae
Product: protein POLLENLESS 3-LIKE 2
Exons: 4
Coding region: 157-1560 (467 amino acids)
Molecular function (GO): protein binding
Source: RefSeq, a predicted model, not a curated record
GACUGCCUUCUUGUCCUCCCUCGUUCUCUCUCUCUCUGCACUUUUCUCUGUGUUCAUUUCUGCUCUCUGAAACCACCGCCAUUUUUUCUGAUUCCGUAAUUCCUUCUUCUGAACUGCAAAUAAUUUAGUUAUAAACAAAACCCGCAAAAAUUGAAGAUGAUGAAGGAAAUGUGGAAUGUGCCACCCGGUUUUAGACCAACUAAAUCGGCUCCUUCAUCGCCAGCCAAACCUCUCGGUAUUUCAAGAACUCGAUCCGAAUCCUUUCAUGUCACUCACAAAGUCCCAGUUGGUCAUAGCCCCUAUGUCAGAGCCAAAAAUGUUCAAUUAGUGGAGAAAGAUCCAGAGAGGGCAAUUCCAUUGUUUUGGGCAGCAAUUAAUGCAGGAGAUAGAGUGGAUAGUGCUCUGAAAGAUAUGGCCAUUGUGAUGAAGCAGCAAAAUAGGGCUGAAGAAGCCAUUGAAGCAAUUAAAUCGCUGCGCCAUCGCUGUUCAGAUCAAGCUCAAGAGUCUCUUGACAACAUUCUAGUGGACCUUUACAAGAGAUGUGGAAGAUUGGAUGAGCAAGUAGCAUUGUUGAGGCACAAAUUGUAUCUAAUCCAGCAAGGGAUGGCUUUCAACGGGAAGCGAACCAAGACAGCCAGAUCCCAGGGGAAAAAAUUUCAAGUUUCUGUGGAGCAAGAGGCCACUCGUUUGCUGGGGAACUUAGGAUGGGCUUUGAUGCAGCAAAACAAUUACAUUGAAGCAGAGGAUGCUUACAGGAGGGCACUUUUGAUUGCACCAGACAAUAACAAAAUGUGCAAUAUGGGCAUUUGCUUGAUGAAACAAGGGAGAAUAGAUGAGGCGAAAGAGACACUUAGAAGAGUGAAACCAGCCAUGGCUGAUGGCCCUAGAGGUGUUGAUUCACAUCUCAAGGCCUAUGAGAGAGCACAGCAAAUGCUUCAAGAUCUUGAAUCUGAGUUAAUAAAUAAGGGUGGAGAUUGGGUCGAGCAGAGUAAGCUGUUCGAUGCAUUUCUGGGCUCUUCUGCAAUCUGGCAGCCUCAACCUUGCAAGGAGCCCAUCAGAAAGUUUUCAAAACCCGACAAUGAAUUUCCAGAUGAGAAUGUCAACUCUAACAUCAUAAAGAACCCAGCAGUUCCUCCUGUACAAAAAAGUGUCAGGACAGUGGUUCCAUGGGGAAAUUCACUCAAUAUCGAUGCACCACCAUUCUUUUCGUCCAAAUUUGCUCCGCAAUUUCCAGAGAGCCUUAAGAGAACAAGGUCUGGCAAUGCUGAAAAUUCAAGUGAAAAUGAAAUGGGAGGAAAGCAAAUGAUAUCUUCUGCUCAGCUGGAAAAUGAAAUACAAAAGCCGGCAUCCUCGAUGGAGAAAACAGAAGAUAAGUGGGCAGAUUUGCUUCCUGACAGCGAGGAUUUUGAAAAUGCAAUAAUCGCUGCGGUUUUGGGUUCUGAUAGUGAAACAAAGAAGGCAGAGGAAACAAGAAAUGAUGCUGGAUUUCCUCAAAGGAAAGUAGACAAAAGGCUAAAGGUUUUCCAAGACAUUACACUGUCUUUGAGUCCAAGGGCCUGACCACUACAUUACAUAUUACAAUAUGACAUUAGCUGUCUAUUUUAUAUAUUUUCUCAUAAAAUUUAGGUUGGAGAUGUACUUAUUCUCCUCAAUUCUCAUUCUUCAAGAGAAGGGAUGAUGCAAUUCUGUUGUUAUUUAUUUAUCUGUCCGCCUGGAAGAAUUCCUCUAGUUUUAUUCAUGUUUACCCUUUAUGCAACAAUAAAUAAAAAUUCAAUAU